Messenger RNA from Xiphophorus hellerii (green swordtail), 2914 nucleotides. RefSeq names its product coiled-coil-helix-coiled-coil-helix domain containing 6b (gene chchd6b). Lineage: Eukaryota; Metazoa; Chordata; Actinopteri; Cyprinodontiformes; Poeciliidae. The transcript is spliced from 8 exons. The coding region runs from base 167 to 904 and encodes 245 amino acids. The record is from RefSeq and is a predicted model, not a curated record. Gene Ontology annotation, cellular component: MICOS complex; mitochondrion.
ACUGGAACGCCCGAAAUGACCUUUAUUAGAGUAUUUUGACAAGUAGUUGCUGUGGCGCCGACUCCGACUAUCGUGUCAUUAAUGUCUACCUGCUGUUACAACUGUUGAUAAGCGAGGGUGUAAUAUUUAAUUUUAUCCCGUGAAGACGGACAGCUGUCCACUCAGGAUGGGAGGAAAUGGGAGCAAAGCGAGGAAUGUAUCUUUCAGGCUGGACGAACACGAGAAGGUCACAGUAGUUGAAGGAGUGAAGCUUUCUGAGAAUGUCCUUCGGCGGAUGAGGGAAUCUCCUGGUUCGGAAAGAGCUUGGUCUUUGCCACCUGCUCCAGACAUGCAAAGGACAUCACCAAGUUCAAAAUCGACAGAAACAUCAUCUUCACAGACACAGGAAGAGAUGCUUAAGAACUAUGAGCGUCAACAGGCUCUGGUGCAGGAGCAGCUGGCCAAGCUCAACCUGAGGGAGAGAGAGACUGUCUACGUAGAAAAAUGGAGAACACAAGAAGAUAAUGAAAAGAGCAAGGUACUGCUAGCAGAUUUGGAUGCGUGGGGUAGACUGCUGGAGCGGAAAGAACAGGAGCUGGCCACAAUCCAGAGUUUCUACAAAGAGCAAUUAGAAAUAAUGGAGAGAAAAAAUUUUCAGAACUACAAGCAGACAGCUGAAGAGUACUUUGAGGCUGCAGCUAAAACUGGAGAGCGGAUACGGCCCCGGUACAUUUCACCCAUGUGCACUGACCUGCAGACCAAAGUGCUUCAAUGCUAUAAAGAAAACCCAAAGCAGACACUGCACUGCUCCAGACUGGCUAAGCAGUACAUGAACUGUGUUCAGCAAGGGAAGAAGGUAAGUCAUGGCUGCAAUCUGCAUGUAGAUGUAAGAACAAUUACAGAGAAAUGUGCAGUUUUCUUUUGAGGACACCAUAUUUAUUUUCAGCUUAGCUGCAAGCUAAUGAGAUUUUGAAGUAACCUGCUUUUAUUGCUGACAGUAGAAGAUGACAGCAAAAAGACAAAGAACCUCAAAGUCUUAAUUUAAAGUACUUAAUUUCAAAGUAUUUGCAUCUUUCCUGUUAAAUAUUUUGACACCUCAAAUUGGAGAAUACAGAAAUGACAUAUGCUGUCUAUUUGGGGGCUUACAUCAUUACCAGUGUUCAAAAAUGGGUUUUGCAUUCACUUUGUAAAGCGUUUUGCUUUGCUGUUGCUUUUUCAAAGAGUGUUUAAACCCAAGGCUUAUCUACAAAGUGUUUUAUUUACUCAAUUUAUCAAUCAAAAAGCAAUUCUGAAUGGAGUAAUUUGCACAUUAUUACCAUGGCAGAAUGUCUUUCUGCGGCUUCAAAGUUAUAAAAGGCUCAGAGCAACAAUUGAUGAAUUUGGCUGUACCAACAGCCGAUAAAAGCAAAGGCUCAGAAUAAAAGCAAUCAGUGGUUUUAUAUUGUUUCAAAAGCGUAAUUACCAGUAGAAUGCUGCUCUGUGGGGAAGAAACAUUUUAUAUUCUUGCACCAGACUUUUUUUUUUAAUUAUGUGAAAUAUAAAUUGAGUGGAAGCUGUUUUUUUUUUUUCAAGCACAUAUUUAAUUCAGAGUCAAAUACUUAGAAAAAUUUGGUGAAAAUGAGAAUAACUGGCUAAAUGAAAUAUCUACAGAAAAAAAUAAAAGUAUGACAGUGAAAGUAAAGAGUAAAAUUAUGAAAACCAAAAAUUAAGACUUGGAAAAAAAAACCCCAACAGUUUUACUCCUAGUGAGAUUUCUCCGUAUAAUAUUUUAUCCAAAGUGUUAUUAUAUGCCAUUGCCAAGUAACAAAACAGUAUAUAUUUCUUAAGUACAUGUUCCUUAUCUUUGUUAUGGUGCAGAAUAAAAGUUUGUUUAACUUUUAUUGUUAAAAGUUAAACAUUUGUGUGUCCAUCUCCCUAAAAUUCACAGAAUACCAAGCUGGUGCCUUUUUAAAGUUCACAUUGUGGCUUUUUCUUUGUAGAAAACAAUCUUGACCCUGACAUUUUAUCGCUGACAUCUUCUCUGUCUACCCUUUCUUUAUAGGGAUAAUCUGACAGAGAUUAAAUCUUUCAUUUUAAAGACUGGCUUGCACCACUAUUUCGAAGAUAGUGGCUUUUCAGGUUGACCUUUGAGACUUUUGAAGUUUUUUUUUCAUCCCUGUCUCAGACUUUGAACAACUCAUAAAUGUUUCUAGGAAUAAGAUUUAAACCUGCAAGUCUGAAAGAUUUCACAUUAAAACUGUUACUAUCUCCAUCCAGUCUAUUAUCAGAUAUCAUCAUCCCAACUGUUGCCUGACAGAGCCUUAGUGAUUUUUUUUAUAGCAGAAGGGAACUUUUUAAAAAAAAGAAAAAGAAAAUACAAUUCUUUGCAUUUUCCUUUUUGUAUGAGCAGGGUAUUUUUAAUCACAGGUUUGUUACUUAUGUCAAAGUAUGCCAAGCUUCUCCAAAGUUUUGAAGUAGCAUUGACCAAUCGCUUCCAUGCCACGCCGCAUUGAUGCAGAUAUUCACAUAAAGGAUGAAUGACCAAGUGUUGAGUCCUUACACUCUUCAGCAUACCGACAGUCUUCAUUAGGAGAAACUGAAUUUUGGAUUUUUAUUAGUUUUAAACCAUUAUAAUCAAAAUCUACAUAAAUAAAUGCCUGAAUUUUAUCACUCAUGAAUAAAGAGUUUCAAUCUGAAUUGAAUUACACAAGUAAAUUGUUUCAGUGAUUUUCUAAUUUAUUUAGCUGUAAUAGAGCCAAACAGGUUCAGGUUUCAGAAUCCCUGAAAUAAACUGCAGGAACAAAGUGAUUAUGUUUGUCAAGAAUUGUGCAGGUGGAGAAUUUUGCAGAAAAGUGAAAAUGUUUUCUUUGUCAAUGGUGGUAAAUAUAUUAUAAAACAGACAUUCAACACAAAAGUAAAAAUCUGAUUUUCACUUUGCGGCAGUUCGUUACCAGAA